GCCGCAGGACGGCAACCGUCGGAAUUUGUUUGCCCGCGACGAAUGGCCGUCGCAGGCACGCACGCACGUAACGGACCGAUUCUGAUGCUAACCGAUACCGCUUGUACCAUGAAUGGUUAACGGACAAAACGAAAAACCGACGUCCACAAUCCCGCCCUACCGCGACAACUGCCAUCAGCCGUCAUAUGGUGCUUCGGUAUGCUUCGUGGAAAAAAAAACAUUCGAACUCCUCGGAGACGCGUACGAUCUGCGCAGCUCUGAAUUGCGCAUUACCGUCGCCGGUCCUUUAACUACGCGCAUGCGGCCGCCGAGAAGUGCUCCACAGUUAAAUUUUCCCUAACGGAAAUCCGUUAAUACUUCUCUAUUGCAGUUAUUGCCGUCCGUCUGACCAGUAUUUCAUUAAGAUGGAUCCAAAUUCUACAAAUAUUUUUGAAAUAUGGAAAGACUUCGGAAAGUUAACCAUCAAUGGUAAUAAAGAACUUCAUAACACCAUACAGGAACAAACAUUAAAACUAGAUGUUUUUUAUAAUAAUUUGUUACAAUCAGUUAUACCUAAGGAAGUAAAUUAUGAACCCGAAAAGAAAAUGUCUAAAAGACAAUCCAAAGUCCAAAAUGGACCAAUUGGAGAUUUGUUUGCUGCCGAACCAAGUUUUCAACAGCCAGCAUUACCACCUGUCCGUAGAACAAGAAGACAAGCUUCUAUGUUGGCUGUGGAAAAAAUUAAAGGUGGUAAAGAAUCCACUGCAAUCAGCUGUAUGCCAUCUACAAGAAAUCAUAGUGUUAUCGAUCUUACAGCAAUCAAUUGUGGACCAUCCACAAGAGCAAGUCGAGCAAGAACAUUAUCUACAUUAAUUAAUUCUCCAAUAGCAAAUUCUACCUUUGUGGUUGAUAAAAAGUUAAUGGCAAAUAUUGACCAAUGUGCAUCACCUCAAAUGUUUCCCUCUGAAAAUGAAAUUACUUAUAUUAAACCAGCUAAACCUAAUACAACUUAUAAUAAACUGCCUAAAUCUUCAACUGCAAAUACCACAAAAAAAAAUAAUAAUAAAAUCUGUUUGAUACCUGAAGAAUCUCCUAUGAAUAUUGAAAAUAACUGUUUGAAUCAACAAUCUUCGACUAAAUUAGACUUAAAAACUAAAAGUGAAGAGUCUCAAAUUAAAAAUAAACGGCGUGAAAAAUUGGAAGAUAUUGAUGUUAAUAAUAUUGAAGAACCACCAACACAUCUAACAAGAACAAUGAAGAGAAAACUCCAAGAAGAAAAUCCUAAUGGUGCAAAAAAAUCUAAUGUAAAACAUGUGCCUUUAGAACAAAUAGUAUCUACUCCUUUGAAAACAUUAGAUUGUUUAUCACAAACUCCUCAUCAGAUUAGAGAAAAUGAAGCUGAAAAAAGAAAAGAAAUAUUUCUGAAAUCUAAAGCUGAUCAAAGGAAAUUUGAUAAACAACAAAUAAAAGUAGCUAAACACAAAGAAGAGCAUUUAAAACUUCAUCAAGAAAAAAUAAAAAAAAAAGAAGAAGAAAGUAAGAAAAGGGAUGAAAAACUAAAAGAAAAAGAAUUAAUGAUGAAAAAGGAGGCAUUAAAAAAACAAAAACAAACAGAACUUCGAUUAGCAGAGAUAAAUGCUAAACGCCUACAGGCUCAAGAAGCUAGAUUAUUAAAAUUGCAACAAAUUGAAAUGAAUCAGCGUAAGUUAAAAGAAGAUGAGAUGAAAAAGAAAACAGAACUUAAACCAGUUAAAAGUAAAUCUGUUCAUCCAAAAGUGGUAAAUUCAAAUUUACCUGUUCCAUCAAUACCCAAAGGAGCAACUUUACCAAAAUCGAAAGUUGAAAAAACUGGAAUAAAUAUAAAUGAUUAUGGUUUAAAUGAUGUAUCAGCUCGUGAUUCUUCAGAAGAUGAAUCUGGACCCAAAAAGCCUGUUCCAACAUGGGCAAAGAAGGAAAAUAGAAAAUCUGUACUUGAACUCCAAUCUAAUGUUGAUUUGGAAGAAAGAGAUUUAUUUUUUGAUUGUCCUAAAAGUAUGAGUCUUAAAGAAAUGUUCAAAGGCUGGAAAAUUCGUGAUAAACAACGUACAUCAAGUGCUGUUUGGAAUACACCACUACGAUAUAGUGAAUAUAUUCGCACGUAUAAUUAAUAUAAAAUUAAAAUUGGGCUUUUUUUAUAUCCAUAUGUAAUAUUUUUUAAUUUUUAAAAUUUAUAUUUAUUUAAGUAUAAAAACUUAUAGUUUGUAAUACAGUUGAGGGUUUUUAAAUACAAUGUUUAACUCUUUAA
Messenger RNA from Sipha flava (yellow sugarcane aphid), 2263 nucleotides. RefSeq names its product inner centromere protein A-like. NCBI's taxonomy places the organism in Eukaryota, Metazoa, Arthropoda, Insecta, Hemiptera, Aphididae. Gene Ontology annotation, biological process: mitotic cytokinesis; metaphase chromosome alignment; positive regulation of protein serine/threonine kinase activity. The transcript has 12 exons. The record is from RefSeq and is a predicted model, not a curated record. Bases 405 to 2126 code for a protein of 573 amino acids. Gene Ontology annotation, cellular component: kinetochore; midbody; meiotic spindle midzone. Gene Ontology annotation, molecular function: protein serine/threonine kinase activator activity.